Cannabis sativa is the source of this 5461-nucleotide messenger RNA. RefSeq lists its product as uncharacterized. Bases 746 to 5461 code for a protein of 1571 amino acids. The record is from RefSeq and is a predicted model, not a curated record. The transcript is spliced from 3 exons. Lineage: Eukaryota; Viridiplantae; Streptophyta; Magnoliopsida; Rosales; Cannabaceae.
GAAGCGUUAUUCGCAUGGGUCCCGGAGGAUAUACCCGGAGUACAAGGUACUCCCGGAAGCGAGCAUAGCUUGAAGGCACUCCGGGAUGUGUCAGGUCUCUCCCGAGAAAUCAAGUCGCAUUUAAUGCUGCAUGGGAGGAAGCGUGUUGGGACUGUAACACGCAAUAAAGUCUGACGGCACAACCCCCAAACAGCAGCGCUACAGUAAUGAUCAUUUAAGUCUAGCGACGGCUACCCUGCGAAGAGUCACGUCAAUCAUAAGACGAAAAGGACAUUCUCCAUAAAAGCCCUACAGCACCUAAGGAUUUGACCAUGCAUCAUCCAUGGUAUAUUCAUCGGAAAUGCCCAACUUUAUGGAUACUUACAGAUACAUGUGUAAGAACAAUUCUAGGGAUUACCCCACCAAAACACUAUAAAUACCCCCUCAAAGCUCACUUAAUGAGGGCGGAGAAUCUUGGUUGCUCAAGAGCAAGAAGAGAAAAAACUCACCAAGAACAUUCUUUGUAUUAAAGAGAGAAACAUUCUCCCAAGUGUAGAAUCUGUAUUAAAGAUAUCCAUUAAUAGCAGUGGCUCGUGGACUAAGGCUCAUUAACGCCCCAACCACGUAAAAAGUCUUCAUCUCGCUUUCUUACAGCUCAUUAUUAUAAUCAUAUUUUACUAGUUGCCGAAAACCUCGGUCAACAUUUUGGUGCUUUCAUUGAGAGCUGAGGAAAGCUGCUUCACAACAAGCAUUUAACUUCACGAUAAUGGUGGAGACAAGAGCUACACGUCACCCUCGCCCUCUAGAAGACGCUCAAGAUCCCAAUGAAGAGGAUGUAGCCUCAAGGGCAGCAGAGGAGUCCGAGGAAGAAGUUCCAGAUGAAAACCACGAGGAGCAUCUCGACGAGUACGCUUACGAUGAUGGAAGCUACCAAGAGCUGGUGCUCCUCAGACAAAAAGCUAUCGAUCACGAAGCUGAGAUCGAAGCUCAGAAAGUGCAAAAUCAAAAGAUGCAUGAGGUGAUGCUAGCCAUGCAGAAAGCCAUGGAGGCAGCUGGCAUUCACGUGCAUCCCAAGGCAAUGGCCGCUGGACUCGACGGGGAGCCAGCUACGUCUUCGCCUAAUUCCCAGCAGCAAAGGCCUAGGGAACCUAGCCCUAUAAGGCACCCUGCUGAGGAAAACCAAGCAAAAAACCCUACUUCUGCCCCUGGUCGAAAGAAAAAGGCGCAGGAUCCGCGAAAGGUCCGCUCAGAUUUCCCUAAAGGGAAAGGUCCGCAGAGGGGCAAGCCCCAAAGAGGGAGUCUUGGCCCUCAGGAUCGAGGGGACCGGAAAAGCGUUUCCGUGCACCAGGAACCGGGGGGUAGAGGAAGAGGAGGACAGAGAUGUCCACCCAUUGAUCUGAGAAAUCAAAUCAAUGGGAAUCAAGGUGACCUCCGGGAUCAUCUUGACCAAAGAAGAUACAGACCCGUAGUCUCCUCGGGUACUGUAAACGAAGGGAUUAUGGCAGAGCUUGCCAUACUUCGAAAAGAUAUUGCCCGAGUCUCCCGGAGGCAGAAGGGAGACGACUCCGACUCGGACAGUGAGGACCGGGAGCCUUGUGCCAAGCAUAUCCUGGAGGCGGAGCUCCCUAAAAACUUCAAGAUGCCCGAAAUGGCGGCAUAUACUGGGAACUCCGACCCCAGUGAUCACUUGUCACGAUUCAACCGAGUCAUGACAGUCAUGCGGGUCAGCAAUGACGCCAAAUGCCUAUGCUUCCCCCUCACUCUGAGCGGUUCGGCAGAGGAAUGGUUCAAGAAACUAGAACCAGGAUCGGUGGGAUGUUGGAACAAACUCCAAACCAACUUCCGGAGACAAUUUGUCGCCGCCAGGAAGGUCAAUUUGGAGGUUAGUGCCUUGACCAACAUCAAGCAACUACCCACCGAGACCUUGAAGAAUUACAUCAAGAGGUUCCGAGAGGAAGCCUCGAAGACCAAGAAGGUCGACGACGGACAACAGCUUGCGCUUCUCCAAGCAGGAAUCCGCACUGGGACUCCCUUCUGGAACGAAUUACAGCAAGAAGGCGCUGCUAGCCUUCAGGACUUCCAGAAGCGAGUCCAAAAAUAUAUUAACCUCGAAGAAGCCCAGAUCGUGGCUUACGGAGGCUAUUAUCCCACCGGGAUAGCAGGAUACAUGCCAGGAGUAUCGCCCUCGGGUACUGUCCCGACCGCGACCCCUCCGAUUAGUGGCAUACAGUUUUCUGCUACUCCCGGAUACAGCCAAGGCCAAGCUCUGCCCCCGGCAUCUUCCCAUUACGGCAAUCCGUCCGGGGUGAAUGGACGGGCUCCUUCACAGGCUGCCCCAACCGCUAGCUUAACAGGCCCUACCCAAGGGUCUAGAAGCAAGAGGUCUUCCAAGGGCAGCACCCGAACGGGAGAGAAGCGCCAAAAGAAGGGGUACACACCCCAAUACACCCAGUACACAGAGCUCACGGACUCUCAGGAACGUGUCUAUUUUGCCACAAGGCAGAAUACGCAUUACCGGAGACCCCAGCCAUUGUACAGGGACAGCUCCCGGAGAGAUCCGAGUAAAAGGUGCGAAUAUCACAACGACAUUGGCCACAGCACCAACGAGUGUAAAAAUCUCAAAGAUGAGAUUGAGAAUCUGAUCCGUUUGGGCCACCUCUAUGAGUGGAUCAAGAAUAGGUUACCCCACCUUAACCCGGGGCAGGUGGCAGGGGGCAUGCCUUCGGGAACACCAGGGGGUACAGCAGGAGCAUUGCCUCCAGCUGCUCCCGCAGGUGACGCCCAGCAUAUACCCGGACUACCGCCCCGGCCUAAUGGACGGGUAGCCAUGAUCUCCGGAGGUCCCCAUAUCGGAGGAAACACUCGAAAGGAGCGGAAGAGAUAUGCCGAGGCCGCAAGGCACAGUGAGGUGUGGGAGGUCACUCAACUCCCAGCUCAAAGGCCUCGGCUAAUGGACCAGCCCAUAACGUUCACGGAAGAAGACGCCAAGACGGUGCGUUUUCCUCAUCACGACCCGCUGGUCAUAGAGACCCCCAUUGCAAAUAAAGUAGUGGCUAGGGUCCUGAUUGAUAAUGGAAGUUCCGUGAACUUGCUCUUCAAAGAGGCCUUCACUGCGAUAGGGUUGACCGACCGGGACCUCUCUCCUAGCGGAUCGCAGCUCACAGGGUUUAACGGGACAACUCUAAUCCCGAUGGGAAAAGUCAGGCUCCCAGUUACCCUGUGCCCGGAUACUCCCCAGAGCACGUUCAAGUAUUGCACCUUCGUGGUAGUAGACUGUCCAACAGCCUACAACGCAAUCUUAGGCCGACCGGCCCUCGUCGACUUUGGUGCAAUAACUUCUAUCCGACACCUAUGCCUAAAAUUUCCUACCCAGGAAGCCGGAGUCGGAACGGUGAGGGGAAAUCAAGGAGAGGCCAGGCAAUGUUACAACGUUGCCACCCACUUGCCAGUGCUCAUGGUCCGGGGGCCCCCUGAAGUAGAGAAGGCUGAAGAAGACGAGUUGGAUCCUCGUAUAGGAUCCGAGAGGGUCGUAGAACCAAUGGAGGACGUCGAAGAGAUACCAGUGUGCGACGACGGCUCCACCAAAGUACUCCGGAUAGGGAGAGGCCUAGAUCCGGAGGAAAAAGAUAAAAUAAUAAAAACACUGAAGGGCGCCAUUGACAUUUUUGCAUGGCGCCAAGAGGACAUGACCGGCAUUAGCCCUCAUGUCAUCACCCAUGUCCUCAACGUCAACCCGGAUAUGCCUCCUAUACAGCAAAAGAGACGCCCGCUCGACUCGGUGAAAGCCGAGGCCUUAGAGAAAGAGGUGGAUAAACUUUUGUCCAAUAGCAUGAUCCGCGACGUAUACUAUCCGGAAUGGCUGGCCAAUCCGGUCCUGGUGCCCAAGCCAAACGGGACUUGGCGGGUUUGCAUAGAUUUCACAGAUCUAAACAAAGCCUGCCCAAAGGACUGCUUUCCGCUGCCCAGGAUCGACCAGAUGGUGGACGCCACCUCCGGAUUUAAACUGCUAUCUUUCAUGGAUGCCUAUGCUGGGUACAAUCAAAUAAAGAUGCAUACGGCAGACCAGGAGUGCACUAGCUUCAGGACCGAUAAGGGGGUAUACUGUUACCUAGUCAUGCCUUUCGGACUGAAAAACGCCGGAGCAACCUAUCAAAGAAUGGUUAACCGGAUGUUUAAAAGCCUCCUGGGACGAAACAUGGAAGUAUAUGUAGACGACAUGCUCGUCAAAUCCAAAGCAUGCAAUAGCCAUGCAAACGACUUAGAAGAAUGUUUCGAAGUCGUCCGGAGAUACGGCAUGAAGCUCAAUCCGAAAAAAUGUACCUUCGGGGUCAAGUCGGGAAAAUUCCUGGGCUUCAUAGUCAGCCAAAGGGGGAUCGAGGCGAACCCGGAGAAAAUCCAAGCUCUCCUGGACAUGCCAUCCCCCAAAAAACAUAAGGACGUGCAAAGUUUGACCGGAAAGGUAGCCGCACUGAGCCGUUUUAUCUCACGAUCCACGGACAAGUGCAUACCCUUCUUCAACAUACUGAAGAAAUGCCAAAAGUUCGAAUGGACGGAUGAAUGCGAGGAGGCAUUCAAAAGGUUAAAAGACCAUAUGGCCAAACCUCCUAUCCUAUCAAAGCCCGUCCUUGGAGAAGACUUGUUCCUUUACUUGGCCGUCUCCGAGCAUGCGGUCAGUGCUGCAUUGGUCCGGGAGGAAGAAAAGAUUCAGCACCCCGUGUACUAUGUUAGUAAACGCAUGAUAGGGGCCGAGACAAGGUAUCCGGUCAUUGAAAAGCUAGUAUUCUGCCUCCUGAUGGCAUCACGGAAGUUGAGACCAUACUUCCAAGCCCAUCCGAUCAGAAUUUUGACCAAUCAUCCACUCCGGCAAGUUCUCCAGAAACCUGAAGCCUCCGGAAGACUCCUCAAAUGGGCAAUGGAACUGAGUCAGUUGCCAAUCAACCAUGCCUUUACAGCAACAGAUCCUUCUGUGGAAGCACAGUCUGACCAAAUACGAGACAUGUUAACGGGCCUAACUUGUCCAAAAACUUCAGAACUCGAGCUAGACAAGGCAAGGAGAUCACCCUUCUUAGCAUACAUCAUUGUCUUGCCCUUGCCCAAAUUCAAGAUGCCAGAUCAGAAUAUGUACACAGAAAAGGAAGACCCUCUAGUACACCUAAAGUACUAUGAGAUCCAGAUAGAUCUCCUACAAUUCUCUACUUCGAGACAAAUAGUUGCUCAACUGGAGGAUCUUUUCAAAGUAAGGCAAAGACAAGAUGAAUCCUUGAAGGACUACAUUCAACGGUUCAUGGCUGAGGCUGCCAAGGUCACAAGCCUAACAGAAGAAGGCCAAUAUAUGGCUAUACUCGGAGGCAUCCUACCAUUGAGUGACUUUUCGAAAGAUAUUAGGAGGAUCUCAACGAGUAAUAUGGAGGAGUUCCUUGAGCGAGUUGAUGGCUUCUUAAAGCUGGAAGAAGUUGUUUGGCAAGCCCAGACAAGAGGGUAG